CACUGGCAGGGCCUCUGCUCAGCCCAGACGCUCCCCUCACCGAGAGAAAGGCCCACCCCAGCCGUCAGCCAUGGUGCACUGGACCGCCGAGGAGAAGCAGCUCAUCUGCAACCUGUGGGGCAAGGUUGAUGUUGGUACCACUGGAGGAGAGACCCUGGGCCGCCUCCUGGUCGUCUACCCCUGGACCCAGAGGUUCUUCACAGACUUCGGGAACCUCUCCAAUGCCGCCGCCAUCUGCAGCAAUGCCAAGGUCAAGGCGCACGGCAAGAAGGUGCUCACCUCCUUCGGAGAUGCCAUCAAGAACCUGGACAACAUCAAGGAGACCUUCGCCAAGCUGAGCGAGCUGCACUGCGACAAGCUGCACGUGGACCCCGAGAACUUCAAGCUUCUUGGCGACAUCCUCAUAACUGUCCUGGCCAGCCAGUUCGGGAAGGACUUCAACGCGAACUACCACGCUUCCUUCCAGAAGCUGGUCAACGUGGUGGCCCACGCCCUGGCCCACCGGUACCACUGAGUCGGCCCCCAGGAGCGUCUCCGCCCCCCCCCCCAGCCCCUGCGGCUCCUUCUGCAAAUAAAAGUCACCCCUGCAACCUGA
Molecule: messenger RNA, 595 nt
Organism: Varanus komodoensis (Komodo dragon)
Lineage: Eukaryota; Metazoa; Chordata; Lepidosauria; Squamata; Varanidae
Product: hemoglobin subunit beta-1-like
Exons: 3
Coding region: 71-514 (147 amino acids)
Biological process (GO): hydrogen peroxide catabolic process; oxygen transport
Cellular component (GO): hemoglobin complex; blood microparticle; haptoglobin-hemoglobin complex
Molecular function (GO): oxygen carrier activity; heme binding; oxygen binding
Source: RefSeq, a predicted model, not a curated record